UGACACUUGUAAAUUUUGCAUUGCAUUUAGGUUUAUUGUAUUUCUGCAAGCAAAGCAAAUGCAAAUUCAAACAAAAAUCGAGCUAUAUUGAAGCGGCACGUAUUAUUGGGAAGUCGCUAUAUGUAGGUAGUGGAAUUAAAUUUCAUUGUCUUUUAAUAGUCCAGAUAAACUAUAAUUCAUCAGUUAAUUUUAUACGGACAGUUUACAAACAAAUAAUAUCACAUUUUAUGUGGUGUCAUUAUUUUAUUUCUCAGAAAAAAUAUUUGAGAUGUGUUGGCAACGUGAAAUUAAUAAGACCUUAGUGUGAAUUAUUUUUCAUGUAGGAUCUGUUUUAAACAUUACAAGAACAUCCAAAGUAAUCUAUUUCGGUGUGUCGUCGGGAUGGUGCGCGGCGCGCGCUGGCGGCUGGUGGCGGCGCUGGCGGCGGGCGCGCUGCUGCUGUGGGCGUGGCGCAGCGGCGGCGAGGACGCGCGCGCCGUCGGCGCGCCGGUUGCGGGCCGCGAGCUGCCGCUCAUAUUCAUCGGCGGCGUUCCGCGCUCUGGCACCACGCUGAUGCGCGCCAUGCUGGAUGCACACCCGGACGUGCGCUGCGGCCAGGAGACGCGCGUGGUACCGCGCAUCCUACAGAUGCGCCAGCACUGGGCCCGCUCCCAGAAGGAGAGUGUGCGGUUGGAGCAAGCGGGCGUAUCUAAAGCGGUGCUGGAUAACGCCAUCGCCGCCUUCUGUCUCGAGGUGAUCGUGCGCCACGGCGAGCCAGCGCCGAGGCUCUGCAACAAGGACCCGCUAGUGCUCAAGAUGGGCACCUACGUUCUCGAGCUCUUCCCUAACGCCAAAUUCCUGUUCAUGGUCAGAGAUGGCCGAGCCACCGUCCACUCCAUUAUCACAAGAAAGGUGACGAUCACGGGUUUCGACCUGACGUCGUACCGGCAGUGCAUGACCAAGUGGAACCACGCGGUGGAGCUGAUGUAUCAGCAGUGCCGCACGCUGGGCCCGCAGCGCUGCCUCAUGGUGCGCUACGAGGCGCUGGUGCUGCAGCCGGCCGCCACGCUGCGCGCCGUCACCGCCUUCCUCGGCCUGCGCUGGGACGACGCCGUGCUGCACCACGAGCAGUACAUCAACAAACCCAAUGGCGUCGCGCUCUCCAACGUGGAACGGUCGUCGGACCAAGUGGUGCGGCCGGUGAACUUGGACGCGCUGGACAAGUGGGUGGGCCAGCUGCCCAGCGACGUACGCGCCGACAUGGCCGAGCUGGCGCCCAUGCUGUCCGUGCUGGGCUACGACCCCUGGGCCAACCCGCCGCGCUAUGCCGACCUCUCCUACCCCGCCAACAGGCCCCACCCCUCCACCGACGGCGCGCAUAAACACGACCACCCCCAACCGCCCUAGUCUUAAUCUUAAAUAAUAUAUUAUGUUAAAUCUA
Molecule: messenger RNA, 1420 nt
Organism: Plodia interpunctella (Indianmeal moth)
Lineage: Eukaryota; Metazoa; Arthropoda; Insecta; Lepidoptera; Pyralidae
Gene: Tpst
Product: Tyrosylprotein sulfotransferase
Exons: 5
Coding region: 382-1386 (334 amino acids)
Biological process (GO): peptidyl-tyrosine sulfation
Cellular component (GO): Golgi apparatus
Molecular function (GO): protein-tyrosine sulfotransferase activity
Source: RefSeq, a predicted model, not a curated record